CUUGACAGCAGCUGAGUUGACAGGAGGCUGUCCGUAGCUAGCCGCAUUAGCAAACCGAGCAACAUAACGCCCGCUCAAGCCGUUUGUUUUCGGUCUAUAUGAGACGGUUGCGGUCCUGUGACAGUGCUCCACCCCUCAGGUAAGAGCUGAGGGUCGGGCCGAUGUCAUCCAGUCAGGGUGACAGAGGGGGUCUUUCUCAGGCUGCCCCAAACAACAACACCACCGCCACCACCCAGGACGAAUUUGACAGCCCUUCUCAGACUGCUGCAACAUGCAAUACACCUGAGGCCAGCAAGGCCGAGCUGUCUCUUGCAGAGGCACAGGUUUCUCCUGUUUUGGAUGAGGUUUCUCCUUCCUCUACAUCCUCUUUUGAGAUGCUGGACAUGGAGUCAGUGCCACCUCCGUACCAAGAGGUGCAGCCUCACUGGUUCUUCUGUCGUCAGGCAGAUGACAGCGACUCCUGGCAUCCUUUCAGCAGAGAGGACUCUGACAAGCUAGAAAAUGCUUUCCAUACUGUAAAAGAACAGCAAAAGGACAUUGUGGUUGCUGUGGAAGGGGAGCGCUACGAUGUAUAUGUCAAGAAAAGGAUGCGCUUUGCUGUCUAUUGGGACCAAACUCCCACUGAGGUCCGCCGCUGCACCUGGUUCUACAAAGGAGAUAAAGACACAAGAUUCUUUCCUUACUCUGAGGAUUUCAGCAGUCGUUUGGAGGAAGCCUAUAUGAUAGCAGUGACCUUAGAUGAAUGGAAAAGGAAGCUGCAUUUUCCCACUGGAGAAACUGUUAUCUUGCACAACCCUAAGCUGAUAAUGCAUUAUCAGCCAAUAGGAUUGCAGGAUGAAUGGGGUCCCUCUCCGUCGGAGCAGUUACGGCCUUGUACAGUCAAGAGAGGAGUGGAGAACAUCUCUGUAGAAAUACCUGAUGGUGAACCGGAGAAGGUGGAUCACCUGGUCUUUAUGGUGCAUGGGAUUGGUCCAGCAUGUGAUUUACGCUUUAGAUCCAUCAUACAGUGCGUGAAUGACUUCAGGGGUGUUUCGCUGUCCCUCCUGGCCUCCCACUACAGGCGUUCUCAGCAGGAAGGCCAAGUGGGUCGAGUUGAGUUCCUUCCUGUCAACUGGCACAGCGCUCUGCAUGGGGAUGCCACCGGUGUGGAUGAGGACAUUCAAAGGAUCACUCUGCCCAGCAUCAGCCGCCUCCGGCAUUUCACCAACGACACUCUGUUGGACUUAUUUUUCUACAACAGCCCUACCUACUGCCAGACCAUAGUGGACACAGUGGCCUCAGAAAUCAACCGGCUACAUGCCCUCUUUAAGCAGAGACACCCAGAAUUUGAUGGAAAAACUUCUGUUGUAGGACACAGCUUGGGUUCUCUGAUCUUGUUUGACCUGCUAACCAAUCAGAGAAAUAGAUCCAGAGCAAAAGACGGAGUACCUUCAGGAGAACACUGUGCUCUGAACAGUGACACUUUGGAGCAGAUGCUGACUAAAUUGAACCUCCAGCAGUACCUGCAAAUUCUACUGGCAGAAAAUGUGGACAUGGAAUCACUGGCUCUCUGCCAAGACAGUGACCUUCGAAAUUUAGGAAUUCCUCUUGGACCCCGAAAGAAGAUUUUGCACUACAUCAGGAAGAAGAGGCUUCCAGAGGACUAUGGGAUGGCACCAGGGUAUCAGACCUUGGGGUCUGGUCCACCUCAGGUUACCAGGGAGGGCAACCAGUCUUCAGAAUCGCCGGAUCAGAAAUCCCUGCUCCACAAAAGACUUUCUACCACCGGUGCUGUGGACUACGAAUACUUUGAUGUCGGCAUUGGACAGUCCAAUGGAGGCAUAGCCAAGGGACAGGUGUCCAUCGAUUACCCUCAGCUGGCAUUUUACCCUGAGACAUUUUUUGCUUUUGGGUCUCCGAUUGGAAUGUUUCUGACUGUACGAGGCCUGAAACGCAUUGAUCCAAACUAUUCAUUCCCAACCUGCAAGAGCUUCUAUAACAUCUACCAUCCAUAUGACCCUGUUGCCUAUCGGAUCGAGCCCAUGAUUGUUUCGGAGGUGGAUCUGGAGCCGAUGCUUAUACCGCACCACAAAGGCCGAAAGAGAAUGCACCUUGAGCUUAAAGAGAGCUUAACCAGAAUGAGUAUGGAUUUGAAGAACAACGUUUUGGGAUCAUUACGGACAGCUUGGCAGUCCUUUACCAGACCAGUAGCUGCACUGCCCCCAGUGGAAGAAGGGGAAGCGACAAAUGACACAAGCCCUCAGGAGGAUCAAGUUUCAGUAGAUACUGCUGCUGCUAAGAGGGAGGACAAAUGUACAGAUUUUUGGACUAGAAUAAAGGAGUGGCCAAAGGCCCUUCAGAAGCAUUACCUAAAAGGUAAGCCAGGAUAGAAAGUAAAACAAUUGAGUUUUACCACUUUGAUCAUAUGAUGAUUCAGUUCACACUAAGAGUAAUCUCAAUGAACCCCUGAAGAUUUGUCGACUGCCUGAGUUUGUGUAAUUUGUCUUCUAGUAUUAUUCUAUACUAACAAAGCAAAUUAAACAGUAUUGCCUUGUCUUUACCUGUUAGAUAUCUUGUGGUAAAGCUUUACACAGAAAAAAAAAUCUGUUCAUCUUUGAUGGUUUAUCUUUGUACAUGCUCAAAGAAAGGGCCUUACGUAAUGGUUGUCAUUAUCACCACAGGCUUUCUCUGCUUGUCUUCUCCUCUCCUUGUGCGUCAAGAGUUUACCACCUGCUGAACAAGUUGUCAUUUUAACUGAAAGUUUAAUUUACUAAAGCCUCUCUCAGGUCUAUGCAUGCCUUUCCACCUGUAAGUUCUCAUUGGCUGAUUCACUCACAGCUUUGCUGAUUAUCUAUAUCAUAUAUCUGGCCUAAAGCACAUUUUUAUAUGACUUCAUUUGUUUUUCUAAGUAAUUAAUUAGCUGUAGGAAAGACUUCACUUUAAUCUAUGUUUUUGUUGAAUCAAUUUUUCUACAUGUUUGUACAUGUAAUGAGAAAAGUCUGUCAGGUCAUUAGAUGGCUUUAAGGUAUAGCGGUUCAGAGAAAAGAGUUCAUUUCACAGUCAUGUUUUCUUCCCUCUCUGCCAAUCCCUUGAAGCAAAUUUAUUGCUUUUCAUUUGCAGGUUAUAUGAUAGACUUGAUAGUUGAAAGUAGGAUUUUUACCGCAUGAUUGCAAGUCACUGCUUGUAUAGUGGAUUAUCAGAUCUAGCUGGGAAAACUAUUUUGAUGCCAGCAGUGGGCACACUCUGAGAAACGACAAAGCAUGUUAGCAUUCCAGCUAAAUUAUGUACUUGCUACAUGAUUUUUCUGUUAUUAAAGCGCCUUCAAAUUUAAGGUUCCCACUCAUUCCCUCAAAAUAAUCAGAAUACUUAUACCCAUUUCAGGCUUUUUGUACUGUCUCUGAUCAUUUUUUCUCUUCUGUUUUUAUAUUAUGUUUGUGAGUUUCAGUGAAAAAUGAUUGUUGUAGCUUUAAUUACGUUUUGUUUAGUGCCAGUGCAAUUUGUUAUGUUUUGUUCUGGAGGUAAUAAUACUUAUGAGUAAUAAUAUAUAUUCUCUUUGGGUGCUAAGCCAUAGUGAACAUCUGACUGCAGCUCUUUCCUGGACCAAUGGUUCAACGAUGUUUUGUCCAGUUUUAAGAUAUUUUAGAUCAAGGGCGUCCAGCUCCAGCCAUCAAGAGCUGUUGUCCUACACAUUUUCUAUGUUUCCCAAGUUUGACAAAACUGAAUCAAAUAAAUGGCUGAUGAAGAACCUGCAGAUAAUUCAGGAAUUAAUGACCCAGCAUGAUUCACAGCUACCUGUCAUUUGCCUCAUCACAUGCAUACGAAUUACUGCUGAAUCAGUAAAUCAACUGGAUAAGUCUACAGUGUUUCUCACACUAGGGUGUGCGAUAAUGACAAGGGAGACUGAAUCAUCAGAGAUUUGUGUACAAAAGUAAGAUUCUGUAAACUAUUAGUAAUGAAAGAUAAAGUAAUAGAUCAUGAGAAUUGUGUUGACAUACAAUCAUUAUUCAUGUGGGCAUAAUUCUUUGUUUCUGGGUGUUGCUCUGCUGAAGUGUGUUGGUGAUGCAGAGAUUUCUCGGCUAUUCAUCUUUAGUCACUUUAGAGCAGGCAUCCAACACACCUGAAUUACAUGGUGGACUUGUCUCCUCCCUGCAGUCAUUUUCCUCCAAACCUGGUAGUAGCAUAAUUAUUUGAUUCAGGUAUGCUGAAGAAGAGAUGCAUCUAAAAUUAGCAAGACACCGUCUCUCAAAGACUGCAGUUUUAAACACCGGUUCCCAGGAAUAGCAGUAAAUACUUUCUAAUUCUAAAUGUAAACAUAAUUUCUAUAUAUUUUUUUGUCUGGGCCUUCAACCUGCCAGGAUAGUACUAAGAUCUCAUCUCUUGGUUCUAUUCUAAUUUUUAAAGUGGAGGUCUAUUUCUCCCCUCUUGUAGCGUAUGAACUUCAGUCAGCUCUGUUUCAGCAUCUAUAAAUCCUGGUCUUAUAAAAAUAAUUGAGUAUUUUUCACCUUGCUGAUUAUUUAAGCACAGUUUAUCAAUGAGUUUAACAUUAAUGACUGAACUAGCCGUCCUUCUCCUCUUUGAUUCUCUUUGUGGGUCAGAACAACCGGACGCUGCUGCUCAUAGUUUUGAUGUCUUCAUGUAAAAUCUUUUGUA
Poeciliopsis prolifica (blackstripe livebearer) is the source of this 4629-nucleotide messenger RNA. It is a transcript of the gene ddhd2, whose product is annotated as DDHD domain containing 2. The record is from RefSeq and is a predicted model, not a curated record. Gene Ontology annotation, cellular component: COPII-coated ER to Golgi transport vesicle. Bases 162 to 2369 code for a protein of 735 amino acids. Gene Ontology annotation, molecular function: triacylglycerol lipase activity; metal ion binding; protein binding. The transcript has 18 exons. Lineage: Eukaryota; Metazoa; Chordata; Actinopteri; Cyprinodontiformes; Poeciliidae.